AUGGACUCUGCCUCCAACGAAGAGCUCCCCUCGUCCUUCGAGCUCUGCUCCUCCUGCGGUUGCACCACCGUCAAGCGUGCCGAACUCGACAAACUCGACGCGGAGAUCAAACUCACGAUGGCGAACAACAAGCGCCUGACGGACGAAGCGCACAGAUUGGACAUUGCGCGGGCGCAGCUGCACGAGCAGGGCGUGCUGCUGUGCGACGAGACGACGUUCUUGCGGAGCGAAGUCCACCGCCUGGGCGCGUAUUUCUCGCUCGACGAUGACACAUUGAACGCCGAAUUAUUUGAUCUUGAUGAGCGCGGACGGUGGGCGCGCGUUGAAGCUAUGAGGGCGUAUGCCGCGAGUCUGCCGGCGCAGGUCGGGCGGGUGAUGGAGGAGCUGCAGGAGGUGCACGAUCAGCAGGGCGCGCUGCAGAAGGAUAUCAGGAGGGUGUUUGAGGAGCUCGAUAAGAGUAGCGAGCGGCUGGCGGAGCUGAGCGAGAUUAUCUCGGGGUGGAAGGAUCGGAUGGGGCAUAGGCAUCAGGCGAAGCAGGUGGAGGAUAAGGCUGUGGGGGAGACAUUGACUGCGGAGAGCGCAUAA
Molecule: messenger RNA, 585 nt
Organism: Peniophora sp. CBMAI 1063
Lineage: Eukaryota; Fungi; Basidiomycota; Agaricomycetes; Russulales; Peniophoraceae
Source: the annotation of a GenBank genome assembly